Messenger RNA from Penicillium vulpinum, 396 nucleotides. Its product is annotated as P-loop containing nucleoside triphosphate hydrolase protein. The record is from RefSeq and is a predicted model, not a curated record. The coding region runs from base 1 to 396 and encodes 131 amino acids. The transcript has 2 exons. Lineage: Eukaryota; Fungi; Ascomycota; Eurotiomycetes; Eurotiales; Aspergillaceae.
AUGCUUUUAAUUACUUCGGUUUGCGUUGACCUUGCACAAGCAACCGCGUUGCACCUAACAACUGAACGCGCAUGUCUGCCUUCCCCUUUCAAUGUCACCUUGCUGGUUGUGAAAGUGGUACUCCUGCUUUUGGAAUUGAAAAGUAAAAAUUUAAUUCUCCGUGAGCCCUGGCGGGACAUUUCAGUGGAAGAAACAGAAAGCUUUUUCAACCAGACUUUCUACUGGUCGACAAAUCCAACACUGCGAACUGUUAAUGACCUUCUACCGCUCCCCAAACGAAUCUCGUCUGAUAUUCUCAAAGAGAAGAUGAAGUGUUAUUGGGAAAACCGAUUUGGCAGCGAAUCCAGAGGGAAGACAUGCCCUAGUGCUAGCAACAUUGAAAUGCACAUUACGUGA